AAUUUUCAAUUGGAGAUGUAGUUUUUCAACUUAAUUUUUUAUUAAAAUUCUUUGAAAUCAUCGUUUUUGAGAGAAAGAAAGAAAUUGUUCUUUCAACGAAAUGUAAAAAAAAAAAAAAAUAACUGCGAGUUUAAAACGUCGUUGCUUCGGGAACUUUUUCGGUACAUCAAAGCCAACGUGGCUUCGAUUUCUUUAUGCAGUAAAAAUAUUUUUUAAAUUUUUUGACGUGUUGAAGUUUUUGCUAUUUUUGUUCGAAAUUAUUCGAGACACCCCACUAGUAAAUGAGUGAAUACCUUUAUAUUUAGUGCUUCAAAAGUCCCUCCCUUUCUUAAGAGGUUUUCAAAAGUAAAAAAUUUGAACUCUUAUAGAAAAUUUCUUAUAGCUGCAACAUGACUGCAGAUUAUCGAAUGCUUGGCAGACCAGCAACUGAUGGUUAUCGGCCGCCAUCAACAAACCGUCAAUCUUUUGUUUGCUUAGUAGUUGGUCUUUUGGUAGGAUUCUGUUUUGCUGAAUUGUUCUUUUUAUCCGCAGAACAACGGCCAGAAUGGUUGCCAUAUUCUGGACGAAAAAUUGGUCAAAAUUCUUUCGACGACGUUGUCGAAAAAGAAGUUUCUGACUUUAAAUUCGGAGACCAUACACAUUCAACUGAGAAUAGUUCGUUAGCCAAUCAGUUGUACAAUGAAGUGCGAAUUCUGUGCUGGGUAAUGACCCAACCGGCUAAUCAUCAAAAGAAAGCGAAACAUGUCCAACGAACUUGGGGCAAACGCUGUAAUAAGGUUGUUUUUAUGAGCUCCCAAGAAGAUCCAGAACUAGGUUCUGUAGCUUUGCCAGUUAAAGAAGGACGUAAUAAUCUUUGGGCUAAAACAAAAGAAGCCUUUAAGUAUGUCUAUAAGAAUCAUUUCGAUGAAGCUGAUUGGUUUUUGAAGGCUGACGAUGAUACCUAUGUGAUUGUGGAGAAUUUACGUUAUAUGCUUUAUCCAUAUAACCCAGAUGACUCAAUUUACUUUGGUUGUAAAUUUAAGCCUUAUGUUAAACAGGGUUACAUGUCUGGUGGAGCUGGAUAUGUUCUUAGUAAAGAAGCUCUGCGUUUAUUUGUAGAAAAAGGUCUUACACAUCCUGAAUUGUGUAGACCUUCUAAUAAUGGUCCUGAAGAUGUUGAAAUGGGAAAAUGUAUGGAGAAUGUUGGUGUUUUUGCUGGAGAUUCAAGAGACACUAAUGGACGGGGGAGAUUCUUUCCAUUUAUACCCGAAGAUCAUUUAGUACCGAAACCUAAAGAAUUAACUCCCUGGUACUGGAAUUAUAUAUUUUAUAAGACUGAUGAGGGCCUCGACUGUUGCUCAGACCACGCUAUUUCGUUCCAUUAUGUUGAACCAAAAGAUAUGUACGUCCUUGAUUAUUUAAUUUACCAUCUUCGGCCAUUUGGUAAGACUUAUUCACCCGAUGUCCUACCGCCAAAAAUCACAAGAGAUGAAUAUAUAUAUGGAUUAAAAUCGAAUAAAACUGAUGUUAAGACAACAACAACUUUUAUAAAUCCAAAAUUUAGAUUAAAACACAAAAAUUUAACAAAUUGAAGCCUCAAAACAUUGAGAAAAUCCACAAAUCGCAACAAAUACAAUUACUAUCAAAUUGAAAUUAAAUUAAAGUGUGAAAUUUAGCAAAUAAGUGUGACUGUACAUUUGUGUACACUAUUAUUUU
Episyrphus balteatus (marmalade hoverfly) is the source of this 1695-nucleotide messenger RNA. RefSeq names its product glycoprotein-N-acetylgalactosamine 3-beta-galactosyltransferase 1-like. Gene Ontology annotation, cellular component: membrane. Gene Ontology annotation, molecular function: N-acetylgalactosaminide beta-1,3-galactosyltransferase activity. Lineage: Eukaryota; Metazoa; Arthropoda; Insecta; Diptera; Syrphidae. The record is from RefSeq and is a predicted model, not a curated record. The transcript has 4 exons. The coding region runs from base 390 to 1571 and encodes 393 amino acids.